This is a messenger RNA of Fusarium falciforme, 375 nucleotides long. RefSeq names its product Kp4 domain-containing protein. The transcript has 3 exons. Bases 1 to 375 code for a protein of 124 amino acids. Gene Ontology annotation, cellular component: extracellular region. The record is from RefSeq and is a predicted model, not a curated record. Lineage: Eukaryota; Fungi; Ascomycota; Sordariomycetes; Hypocreales; Nectriaceae.
AUGCGUUUCGAAUCCAUCCUUCUUCCCCUCGCCACUGCCGCCGUCGGCGUGGACGCACUCGGAAUCAAUUGCCGUGGCUCCGCCAACUGUAUGCUGUACGGUGCCAACGUGUCCAAGGACAUGGUCAACCUCCUCAAUGGUGUUGACCCAAACCACUGGUACAACAAUGGGCAGCAGAUCGCUUGUAACACGGGUGGCUGGCAGGGACAGAAGGCCAAGGAGCUCGCUUACUACAUUACCGAACAUGGAUGCCUUGCCUGCGGUAGUGUUCCCACUGGCUUUCCUGGUAGCAACGACGUCGCCCAGGGCGAGUUGACCUUCAACUACGUCUCCAACCCAUGCACUGGAUUCACUGAGGGUUCCAGACGAUUCUGA